Molecule: messenger RNA, 996 nt
Organism: Purpureocillium lilacinum
Lineage: Eukaryota; Fungi; Ascomycota; Sordariomycetes; Hypocreales; Ophiocordycipitaceae
Molecular function (GO): ubiquitin protein ligase activity; zinc ion binding
Source: RefSeq, a predicted model, not a curated record
AUGGCGCCGCCAGCCAUCGGAACCGUGCGGCAAGGCACAGAGCGGAAUUCUCGGCGCAAUAUUCCCUCUACAGGUAUUGUGAAGGGAGCAAAGGGAUCAGCCAGCAAUCCAAUUAUCCUGGGUGAUGACCUGCCGCCAUCCACACCACGCAAGCCCUCCGCAAAGAUUCAGAAUACGAGAACGGCACCAUUCACUUCAUCGAAGGAGUCAUCUACAAAGCCAUUACAGCAGGCGACCAAAUCACCCAGCCGGAAGCGAAAGGCGGAGACGGAAUCGUCACCCACAGCGGAGAAGCGGGCUCGGAAGUUUCGCCCAAAGGCACCACAGGCCUUCUACCCCGUCUAUGAGAGAGCUCUCGGUCAGCGCUUCUAUGUGUUGAAGCGGACGCCUACCGGAACAGUCGAAUGCCCGGAGGAGACAUUUGAGAUGACUGGGUCGACUGGCAAUGUCUACACCGUCCAUAUCGGCCGGCAGCCACAGUGCAACUGCCCUCACGCCCGCAAGGGCAACCAGUGCAAGCACGUCUUAUAUAUCCUGGCCCGUGUUCUGCACGCCCCCUUUGAUCUCGUCUACCAGACCGCGUUGCUCAGCACCGAGCUCUGCACCAUCUUCGCAUCCGAACCUGACAGGGAUGCUUCCGGAAGCACUACUGCUGGCAAGCGCAAGCCAGUUGAAGGGGACUGCCCCAUCUGCUAUUGCGACCUCGACGCCGACAGCUCCGAAUCUGUCGUCUGGUGCCGUGCUGCGUGCGGGCAGAACAUCCACCAAAAGUGUUUCCAGAUGUGGGCCGCGACCAAGGCGCAUGGCACCGUCACUUGUCCGAUGUGCCGUAGUACGUGGGAGGGCGACCCGGACGUCGCGUCUCGCGUACGGAUGGACAUGGCAGUCCAGAGCGAGGGGUACGCCAACGUCGGUCGCCAGCUCGGCAUCAGCGGCGCUCGAGAUGAGAGCACGUACUCUACUUGGGGUCUCGCGCGGCGGUACGGUCGCUUCUGA